Molecule: messenger RNA, 3217 nt
Organism: Cyprinodon variegatus (sheepshead minnow)
Lineage: Eukaryota; Metazoa; Chordata; Actinopteri; Cyprinodontiformes; Cyprinodontidae
Gene: dpysl5a
Product: dihydropyrimidinase-related protein 5-like
Exons: 13
Coding region: 165-1859 (564 amino acids)
Cellular component (GO): cytosol; cytoplasm
Molecular function (GO): hydrolase activity, acting on carbon-nitrogen (but not peptide) bonds, in cyclic amides
Source: RefSeq, a predicted model, not a curated record
CUGCGGUGUGCGUCUCAGACCGGCCGGGAAGGUACCCAUCUGGUGUGUGGAUCUGCUUGGAAAGGAGCUUCCAGGGUUUGUGUUUCUCUCUGUUCCUCACAGAAAGUAACCAGAGCGCGGAUUGGAGCAGCUGCAGCAUUGGCCAAAUCUGGAGAGCGAUAGCUAUGUCUUCCAGCUCAGCAAUGGUACGGAUCCUGAUAAAGGGUGGAAAGGUGGUGAACGACGACUGCACCCAGGAGGCCGACGUCUACAUCGAGAAUGGCAUCAUCCAGCAGGUCGGGAAGGAGCUGAUGAUCCCCGGAGGAGCCAAAGUGAUCGAUGCCUCAGGGAAGCUGGUGCUUCCUGGGGGGAUCGACACCAGCGUCCACCUGGAGGAGACCUUCAUGAACGCCGUCAGCGCAGACGACUACUACAGUGGCACCAAGGCUGCUUUAGCUGGCGGUACAACAAUGGUGAUUGGACAUGUCCUUCCAGAGAAGAAUGAGUCUUUGCUGGAAGCCUAUGAGAAAUGUCGCAGCAUGGCAGACCCGAAAUCCUGCUGUGACUACUCCCUCCAUGUAGGAGUUACAUGGUGGGGACCCAAGGUGCGAGAUGAGAUGGAGAAGCUUGUCAGAGAGAAAGGAGUGAACUCUUUCCAGAUGUUCAUGGCCUACAAGGAGUCGUUCAUGCUGAGGGACAGCGAGCUCUUCCAGGCUUUGCAGCACUGCAAGGACAUCGGGGCCAUUGCAAGGGUCCAUGCUGAGAAUGGGGAGCUGGUGGCAGAGGGUGCAAAAGAAGCUUUAGACCUUGGCAUCAGUGGCCCUGAGGGUAUUGAAAUCAGUCGGCCUGAAGAGCUGGAAGCAGAAGCGACACACAGGGCAAUUACAAUCGCAAACAGGGCCCACUGCCCAAUCUAUCUUGUCAAUGUGUCCAGCAUGUCUGCAGGAGAUGUGGUGGCUUCAGCUAAAAUGCAAGGUAAGGUUGUUCACGGAGAGACAACCACAGCCCAUGCUGUCCUCAACGGCAUGCAGUACUAUCACCAGGACUGGUCCCACGCAGCUGCCCAUGUCACUGUGCCUCCUCUCCGCCUGGACCCCAGUACUCCAAACUUCCUUAUGAGUCUGCUGGGAAAUGAUACUCUCAAUGUCCUGGCAUCCGAUCACCGUCCAUUCACAGUGAAACAGAGAGCAAUGGGCAAGGAUGAUUUCACAAAGAUUCCUCACGGCCUUCCAGGCAUUCAGGACCGUAUGAGCGUCAUCUGGGAGAGAGGAGUGGUUGGUGGCAAAAUGGAUGAAAAUCGUUUUGUUGCCGUCACAAGCUCUAAUGCUGCUAAGAUCUACAACCUGUACCCCCGGAAAGGCAGGAUCAUCCCUGGAGCGGAUGCUGAUGUGGUGGUCUGGGACCCUGAGGGAUCUAAGACCAUUUCAGUGGAUAAUCAGUUCCAGGGAGGUGAUGUAAACCUGUACGAAGGCCUCCGUUGCCGUGGUGUGCCCCUGGUCACCAUCAGCCGUGGACGUCUGGUCUAUGAAAAUGGAAUGUUCACAUGUGCUGAAGGCUCUGGGAAGUUUUGCCCCUUGAGGACUUUCCCAGAUUACCUUUACAAGAAGAUGGUUCAAAGAGAAAAGAGCCAGGCGGUGAAAGCUGUUGAGCGGGAACCCUACAACGGUGACGUCGUUGCUGUGGUGAAUUCAGGAAAGAGAGACACUGGCUCUUCAGAUUUGGACACACCGACGCGCCCCUGCACCCGUCAUGGGGGUGUGAGGGACCUCCAUGAGUCUAGCUUCAGCCUUUCUGGUGCUCAGAUUGACGACAACAUUCCAAAGAGAUCCUCAGCUCGGAUCCUGGCUCCACCCGGAGGAAGAUCCAGUGGAAUCUGGUAACCAGUUAGCUGGAAUGUACCCCAAGGAAAAGAAGAGACAGAGCAAGAAGACUCAACUUUCUUUUAGAAAAUUUGAUUAUGUAUGGAUUGAUAGAACCAUGCUUUUGGUUUUUUUUGUACCUUGAAGUCUCAUUUACAACGGUUUGUAAAACUGCAACACUUUGUCAUAUAAAUUUACUCAAUCUGGAAACAAUUAUGUGGUAACUGCUACCAAAAUGUAGUCACGAUGUAACCAAAUAUGAAAGCAGCUUAGAAAAUGAGUUCCAUGUUUGUUUCUUCAUUAUCAUGUUCGGGGAAAGCACUGUAUCUUAUAGCUAAGGAGACAUUGUUUUAAUGAUGCAAUUGUGUUACCUCACUGUAAGAUACAAUUUUUUGCACUUGUGUCACGUACUAUUUAGAUGCCUUUUUACGUCACCUAAUGUUAUGAGAUCAUUUUUGCUGCAGGCCUUGGUGGAUAUAAUGUAACUUUUGUUGACACGACGCUGAUAUGUAUUAAACAGGUUGUUGUUUUGAUGAUUUGAAGGAAGAACGUUCACUAAGCUUUGCUUUUUAAUUUGUAUAUAUUUUUAUGUUUAUGUUUGCUUUGUAUUUGGAUCAAAAGGAUGAGGGACUUCUGUGUUUAAAAUUCCUACUUCAGUUUAUGUUUACAGCUAUACAGCAGGUUUGACUUCUUUUUCAACCCCACUAAAUGUGAAUGAACCUCUGCUGUGACCCUUGUUUAUAGUAUGACUGCAGUUGUGUCAAGCACAAUUAGUUAUUAUGUUACCCUGCAUUCUUUAUACCCAGAAUUAUUUCAACACUGAUCAAAAUAAUCUCACCCAAACUGCCUUUUUAACACCUGACAACACUAAACUCAUAAAAAAACGUGUCGUUCACCGUAAUUUCUGUCACAGUUCCUUAAGGAUGCAGCACAGAUGCUCCAGCGAGAACUCCAGCCUAAAUUCACCACUGUGAAAUAUGUGGCACAGUUGAGGUGUUAGGAAGUCAAUGCUAAGUUUUACAUGGGAUCCAAUGCCUUCAGAUGUUAAAAGUAUGUAUUGUUUAGUUAGAACAGAAAACACAUUAGUACUUUGUUAAAUUUUCCUACUAUUUGUAAAUUUUACGUCUAAAGUACUAUGUGAUGAAUUCUCCUAGUUUCUGAUUGUAUUGCUGUUUCUGGAAGCUGGAAUCCACACAGAUUAUUGCUCUUUCAUUUCUGUUUCUUGGUGUGUAAUGCUCCAGUGGAUCUAGCAGCGUCUUUCCCCUCCCCAAACAUACUGUACACUGGUGCUGAACGAUGUGUUGUCACAUUAAAUUCCUCUUUCUCCUGUUUUUAUCUUGCAGCUCUUUAUCACAUGAUUUAAGUACAAAUAAACCACA